Messenger RNA from Cyanidioschyzon merolae strain 10D, 1590 nucleotides. RefSeq lists its product as hypothetical. Gene Ontology annotation, molecular function: histone H3K36 methyltransferase activity; protein binding. Gene Ontology annotation, biological process: regulation of DNA-templated transcription. NCBI's taxonomy places the organism in Eukaryota, Rhodophyta, Bangiophyceae, Cyanidiales, Cyanidiaceae. The record is from RefSeq and is a predicted model, not a curated record. Gene Ontology annotation, cellular component: chromatin; nucleus. The coding region runs from base 1 to 1590 and encodes 529 amino acids. The transcript has a single exon.
AUGUGUACCCGGUGUCUGCCUGAACAGCACUGUGUGCGUGGAAUGCAAUCCGGCGACAUGCCCAGUUGCUCGGUCGCGGAGCAGUACGGAUCCGCAAUGUGGCAACAUGCGAUUCCAGCGACAAGCCUAUGCUCCUGUGGAGCUCUUCUUCAGUCCAAACGGCCGAGGUUGUGGUAUCCGCAGCCGAGCGCCGCUCAAGAAAGUGACUUUAUCGUGGAGUACAUGGGUGAAGUGAUUGGCCCGACGGAACUUGCUCGCCGGAAGCGCGAUCACGCCCUCGAACGACAUGUCUAUUUCAUGACGCUUGACCAGAGCACGUUUCUCGAUGCAAGUCGCAAAGGAACCUGGGGUCGGUUUCUGAACCACUCGUGCGAGCCGAACUGCCACACGCAGAAAUGGCUCGUGCUUGGCAAAGUUCGCGUCGGUAUCUUUGCCAGUCGUGAUAUCGCGGCUGGCGAGGAGCUCACCUUCGACUACCGAAUGGAGAGACGCGCUGCUGCUGCUGCCGCCCCCGAGGAGACGUCGCUGCUGCAGCGGGUAUCACCGCGUCGCGACCUGGAUCUUAAUGAGAGCGACGCUUCUGUUCCGAUUCGGUGCCUCUGUCAAGCAGCCUCGUGCAGCGGUUGGAUCAGCGGGGGACCCUACGCCAGCGCGCUCGACGAACAACAGGCGAUGGAUGCGGUUGAGCAUCGCCGUGCUGCCUCGUUGCAACGCAUUACCGAGCAGAUUGCGGGGAUCAGAAAAGCCCUAGGGCCUCGGCAGGCAGCACAGACGGCCAAGUGGGUUACCGCGAGUGCUGCAGACAGAAUUCACACACUGGCGGUGGCAACGCUCAGUCGAGCACAGGAGACUGCCAAGUGCUUCGACACGUUUGCAGCGAAACGGAGGAACUGGACACGUUGGGACGCCGAACUGCUCUGGGAGGUUUCCGUGCCCUGGCAGAGUCAACAGCAGGGCGACAUUGACGACAAAUACGCUGAAGCGUAUCGUACUCAUCGCAAGGAGCCCGAGAACUGUCCACAUUUUGCGGAGCUCUAUGCAAGGGCCCAAAAGUUCUGGGAAGCUCGAGACUCGGCAAGUGUAUCCGCAGCGUCGCCCGCGAACCACUGGGUCGUGAUCGCGCUUCAACAGAGUAUUCGCGCUUUGUUGAACACUGCUAUUGGCCAGCCAGGUUCGUACCAUCGCAUAUGGAGGAUCGUGAACGCGGGUUUCACGCUCUUAGAUCAGCAGAGGCGUGUACACGUCGUGAACGGACCCGCGAGCAUUGCACACGUUCCCGAUGAUCGCUUCCUGGAACUCUAUUGCGAGUCGGAGCAGACACUGCGUGUGGAGCGUGGUGAGAGAGGUCAGCUCCAGGUGUAUGGUCCAGUAGCCACGUUGCAGGAGUAUCUCGCGAAAAAUGUCCCAGAAAUACAAGCGCAAAGGUUUUUAUGGCAUCCAGGCGGUCGGAGCUGUUUCCGGAUUUCCGCUGGAAUGCAAUCUCAAGCUUCUGGUGCGGUCUGGUAUCAUAACAUUGAACCAGUCGAUGUGGAUUGGUCACUUGCUCAGUAUCUGGAGGAAUGCGAGCGAAUGGCUGCCGCUCAGGUUUAG